Molecule: messenger RNA, 1704 nt
Organism: Candidula unifasciata
Lineage: Eukaryota; Metazoa; Mollusca; Gastropoda; Stylommatophora; Geomitridae
Source: the annotation of a GenBank genome assembly
AUGGCGAUGACGGAUGCUAUGAAUGAAGUGGACUACAUUACAGCCGAUUUCAACCAGAACAGCGACAGCAGCAGCGACUAUGACAGCUACGAGGCCAGUCUGAGACGUCACCCCUUGUGGAUGACAGAGGCUCAUUUUGUGUAUCAUCUAUACAGAGAUUCCCAGGGGCAGCUGGGAUUUGUGAAAGAUAUUAAGGGGGAGGCAAUCUGUUCUCCCAGGAAGUUACGAGAGCUGUGUCUGUACCAGACAGUGUCUGGCCCUGGGCGGUUGGAGUCCAUGAAACUCAACACUUUGCCCUCCGACCUCUACCCCUGCUUGCUGACCGAAGCCAUCCUGCAGCGCCAGCUCAAGCCUCAUCCCUUACACAAACACCUGAUCUUUCUCCCAUACAGAGCCUUCUACCUUACACAAACACCUAGUCUUUCUCCCAUACAGAGCCUUAUUCCUGUUGAAGAAAUGGUCUGCAGUGAUUAUCUAACAGUACCUGCAGACAACGGAGAGUCCAUGUCACUCAUGGACAGCCUGUCUAUGGGUCUACUCAACCUGAAGCCUCACUCCCGCCUCAAGUGUGUCAACUUUACUGGGUUCCGCCAUGACCGACGGCUUUGCAAAGAGCUUCUUAGGUUACCCAUUGUCUGGAUGAAACCUGGAGAACGUCAGUCAGGAUAUCUACACAGUGUUCUCAGGAAAACUCUGGCUAUCAGUAAGGACAAAGUACAGAGGUACUUGAACAGAAUCUCCUGCAUCUACUCCAACAUUGACCUUCUGGUCCGACACGGACACAACUUUGGUCCAGUGACAAUUGUGCUAGACUGCAAGCUGACCAUUGAUGAUGUUCUGAUUGGUUUAGCCUUGCAAGACCACUCCCCAUUCCGUUACAUAUGUCAGAGGGCGUGGCUGGAGGUGCUCCCUGACGUAUGCCUGCCAGUCUCAUUACUCAACAAAGUCUUGGAGCCAAGAUACCUAACCCACAUUGAGAUAGAGGACAGCGAGGUCUGUUCUGACUCCUCCAGAUGGGAGUGUCUGCUGGAGGGCCUGUCGUUGCUCUCAGAGCUUCAGUGUUUGUCUCUGCCCAACUCCAUCCAUGUGACACUCCUGCCGACGGCCACGUUACAGAUUGGCGGGGUUCUCAAGACACUGAGCAAACUCAGGAAGCUCAGCCUGGCUUCCUGCACACUCAGAGACUCCCUGGACAGCCUGCUGUCGAGCCUGGACUCUGGCCUCUUGUACCUCAACCUGCGAGACUGUCGCCUGACAUCCAUUGACCUCCGGGCUUUAAUGUUGUGGCCUGGGCUGACCGAUCUAAUGGAACUGAACCUGAGCAGAAACAAUCUCAGCUCUCUAGCAUCACUGAUUGCAAGACUGCCUGACCAGGCGCAUGGGCACGUGAUCACAUGUUUCUCUGUGUCCUACUGCUCGCUGUCCUUGGAGGGUAUCCGACAGAUCGUGCGACACUGCAUGGACUGUUCCUGCCUCAAGGUGCUGUGUAUCCAAUCAUUUAUACCCCCACCUCUGUAUGAGGUACGAUGCAUCCUCGAAGAAUGUGCCAACAUCUCCACAAUACAAAAAUGUGUUUUGCUGCCUGAAGCCUAUGCUUUCCCGGGCACACACAUCUCCCAAAGGUCAGACAACCACAGCCGCACAGUUGAAUUCUGUUCUCAGUACCUCGAUCAGUUGGGUCGAUCAGACAUUGAAAUAGAAUGA